UCCCUUCUGGUCAGUCUGGCUCAGGCCAAAUUUCAAUCUGGCGUGGUGAAAAGUGUGAAAACGCUGUUAAAAUUACCGAUUUUCGGGUCAAAUUGUGUUCUCGUGUAUGAAUGAUCCCAUCUGUGACUCGGUCGAUAUAAGUUUUGGUGCGAAAUCCGCGUCCGAAGGUGCAAAUCUUGAUUUGCACACCGUGCGGUGCCCCACAUUUUCGGUCGUGUUUUGUCUCGCUUGCUCUACCGAACCGGAAUAAGUAAAAACUGCCCCAUUCCUCUGGGAAGCAGUCUGGUGAAAAUAUUUUUCUCCUUUGGAAGUUUUGAAUCACGACGGGAAAAAUUGUGUGAUGCGAAUCGAGCCUCAAAGGCUUAAACCUAAUUGUAACCUAGUUAUGUGGCGCUGAAACUCAAGGGAAAAUUUGAAACUCCUUAAUUUUCUCUACCAUACAUGAUCAUAGAAUGAAUGAAACGGGAAAGUUAAAAGGGGACUCCGGAGUGCACUGAAAGGUGUAUACGCAUACAUAAAAACAGUUUGUUGCAGAGCGAGAUAACGCGAAUGGACAGUGUAGCCGGUUUAGUCGAAAUUUAUUCGAACAGAUUGCUAUACCAUGCAGCCAAUAGCUUGGCGGACUCGGGUCUGACAACUUUAGAACAGAACACAAAGGUUUUACAGCAGCGUCAGCAAUUGUAAAAGUGACUGAUCCCUGCGCAAAUAUAAAAGUGCAACUACAAAAACAACACACAUAGGAAUAGAAAAAAAGAUUAGCUAGCAAACAAACCCUGCGAGCUAGACUAGACGAAGCGGAAAUCAGGCGGAACUCGUCCAGAUCAUCGUCAGGCGUGAAUCGGGCAGGAAUAACAACUCACCAGCCGCUAAAGUACUACUUGUUGAUUAUUCUUCGGUUCUCUGGCGGUGUCGUCGUCGUCUUGGCGGCUACAGUGUGUGUGCUACGAAUAUAUUUGGGUUUCCCUCUAACAAGGCAGUUUUCCUCACAGAGUUUCACAGAAAGCAAACCGGGAAGAAAAGAAUCCACUAGGCACUGGCAGCUGGAAAAUAGGCGCUCUUGUGUUACUAAGUGCUGAAGAUUUCCUUUGUCAUCUACACGACACGAUACGUCACGGGGGGUUGCUGAACCAGUAGUUUUCCCCACAUUUGGGUGUGUUUUUCCCCGCAGCAGCAGUGGAUGAGUAAAGGGCUAGUGCAGUCAGUGUGUGUUCUUUUUGGGGGAAGAUGAUUUCGUUGUGUGUUCUACUAGUGGCUGAGGCGCAAUAUUAGCAGCUGUUAUUGGUUAACAAGGAAGAGAAAAGCCAUUGUCUGUGCAAUUUGCCGAAGCAGUUUUCUUGCCGUGUGGUUGGGUUUUCGGGAAAUCGAGAAAAGAGUUCUAUUAGUGAAGAAUAGGGUUCCGAAAAGUAUUGAAUAUCCUCCGCGUUUCCGGCUAGAAAUAUUUGUGACCCGCGUUGAAGUGAUCUAAACGAGAGUGUCAUAUCCGGAAGGAUAUCCGGCCACAGCCGCUUCAUCGAUCAUAUUUAACGCCCAAGUGAAUGUGUAUGCCAGGGGCAUGAUAGCCCCCCCUCAUCUGGCUGCAACACUCAACAAUAGUGGUGGGGGGUCUGGAAGUAACAACAAUAAUACUGGUAAUACUGCAAGUAAGAGCAUCAAUAGCGGUUUGAGUGCCCCAGGAGUUGGAGGAGCUGCAGGUUUAGGAAGCCACCUUGGAGUUGGAAUAGCUGGUGGAGCAGCAAUAUCGUCGUCGGGGGGAAGUGCGGUAGUGGUUAGUGGAAGCCAGGAUAGUUUGAGUGGCUUCGUGCUUAGUGGUGGGAGUGGAGGAGGAGGCGGAGGGGGUAACGGCAACGGAAGUGGAAGUAGCGGCAGUGGUUCCAGCCGCACCUGCUCCAGUAACGGGAGCGGUAAUCGAAUUCUCGCAGUUAACCGUAACAUCGAUGACCUUUUGUUCGGGAGUGAUUUAGACUCGUUGAUCAAUGACAAUAUCAUAAAUGGAUUCAAGUCACUGAAAGUAGCUAAAUCCCAAUCACAGGAUAAUCUAGACUACCAGCGGCAGCAUCAACAGUUGCAGCAGCAGCAGUACACAACCACACAUCGUCAACCUUUUUAUCAUCAUUAUCACUCGCAUCAGCUGCAUUCAUUGCCACCGAUUCAUCAACAGUUGCAACAACAGACGCCAACCUCAUUGCACUAUCAAUCUCACAACCAUCAUCUGCAGCAACAGCAGCAACAACAACAACCGUAUCAACUUGAUCGUUUAUUAGAAUCGGGUGCAAUAAUAACCGACAGGAUGCUGACAGAUAAAGCAAAGCAAAAACAAUUACAUGAAAGUCUAUAA
Molecule: messenger RNA, 2335 nt
Organism: Uranotaenia lowii
Lineage: Eukaryota; Metazoa; Arthropoda; Insecta; Diptera; Culicidae
Product: keratin, type I cytoskeletal 9-like
Exons: 3
Coding region: 1553-2335 (260 amino acids)
Source: RefSeq, a predicted model, not a curated record